AUGGCAACAGCAAAGGAAGACGCACCGUCACCAGCGCCAGGGUCGUCGUUCAUGUCAGUGUUCGCGCACGCGGACGCGGCGGACGUGGCACUCAUGGUCCUGGGCUUGGUGGGCGCCAUGGGCGAAGCCCUGUCGACGCCGGUGAGGAUGCUCAUCUUCAGCCACAUCGCCAACGACCUCGGCAAUGGCCCCGAUCAGCUCCAGCAGUUCAGCUCCAAGAUCAAUGAGAACGUGAGGAAGCUCGUCUUCUUGGCCUUUGCCUCCUCGAUCAUGGCGUUCCUAGAGGGCUAUUGCUGGGCGCGCACGGCGGAGCGGCAGGCGUCGCGUAUGCGGGCGCGGUACCUGCGGGCGGUGCUCCGGCAGGACAUGGAGUUCUUCGACCUCAGGGCGGGCCUGGCGUCGGAGGUGGUGGCCAGCCUGACCAACGACAGCCUCGCCGUGCAGCACGUGCUGAGCGAGAGGGUGCCCAACCUGGUGAUGAACGCCACCAUGUUCGUCGGCAGCUACGCCGUGGCGUUCGUGCUGCUGUGGCGCCUCGCCCUCGCCGCGAUGCCGUCCGUGCUGCUCCUCGUCGUCCCCGGCGUCAUGUACGGCCGCGUCCUCACCGGCCUCGCGGGCCGGAUCAGGGAGCGGUACGCGCGCGCGGGCGCCGUGGCCGAGCGGGCCGUGUCGUCCGUGCGCACGGUGUACUCGUUCGUGGCGGAGACGGGCGCCGUGGCGCGGUUCUCCGCCGCGCUCGAGGAGCCCGCGCGGCUCGGGCUCAGACAGGGGCUCGUCAAGGGCGUCGCCGUCGGCAGCAACGGCGUCACCUUCGCCGUCUGGGCGUUCAACGUCUGGUACGGCAGCCGCCUCGUCAUGUACCGCGGCUGCCAGGGCGGCACUGUCUUCGCCGUCUCCACUGCCAUUGUCGGCGGCGGCACGGCGCUGGGGUGGGGGCUGUCGAACGUCAAGUACUUCUCCGAGGCGAGCGCGGCGGCGGAGAGAAUCAUGGAGAUGAUCCGGCGGGUGCCCAAGAUCGACUCCGAGAGCGACACCGGCGUGGAGCUGGACAACGUCGCCGGGGAGCUGGAGCUCAAGAACGUCACGUUCUACUAUCCGUCGCGGUCGCAGAGCCCCGUCUUUUUCAACCUCAGCCUGCGUGUGCCGGCGGGCCACACGGUUGCGCUGGUCGGGGCCAGUGGGUCGGGGAAGUCGACAGUUAUCGCGCUGCUCGAGCGGUUCUAUGACCCGUCGGCCGGAGAGGUAAUGCUGGACGGCGUGGACAUCCGGCGGCUACGCCUCAAGUGGCUCCGCGCGCAGAUGGGCCUCGUCAGCCAGGAGCCCGCGCUGUUUGCAACGACCAUACGGCAGAACAUACUGUUCGGUAAGGAGGACGCCACGGAGGAGGAGAUCGUCGCCGCAGCGAAGGUGGCCAACGCCCACGACUUCAUCUCGCAGCUGCCGCAGGGCUACGAGACACAGGUAGGCGAGCGUGGCAUCCAAAUGUCCGGAGGGCAGAAGCAACGGAUUGCGAUUGCUAGAGCAAUAUUGAAGUCACCCAGGAUUCUCCUUUUUGAUGAAGCCACCAGUGCAUUGGACUCGCACUCAGAGUGUGUUGUGCAAGAGGCGCUUGAAGUAGCCUCCAUGGGCCGCACUACUCUUGUUAUCGCACAUUGCCUAUCAACCAUCAGAAAUGCAGACAUGAUUGCCGUCAUGCAGUCUGGGGAAGUAAAGGAGUUAGGCUCCCAUGAUGAGCUCAUUGCCAAUGAGAAUGGCCUCUACUCAUCUCUUGUUCAUCUCCAGUGGAUUGGGGAUACCAGUGGUGAGGCCAACAGGCAGAUUGGUAGAAUUGGCUAUACACCAGCUUCUGUACGAAAACCUGCUGGCAGCCACGACAUGAGCAGGAUAUUAUGUUUUGAUAACAGGCUAAUCGGUGAUGGAGGAGGUGACGAUAGUACCGAGAAGCCAAAGGUUCGUGUACCAUCCUUUAAAAGGUUGCUGAUGCUUAAUGCACCAGAGUGGAAGCAUGCACUGAUAGGGAGCUUUAGUGCAGCUCUGUUUGGAGGUAUCCAGCCCAUGUAUGCAUACAUCAUAGGCAGCAUGUUUUCGGUCUAUUUCUUGACAGAUCAUGCUGAGAUAAAGAACAAAACAAGGGACCAUGCGUUCAUCUUUGUCGCUCUUGCGGCUCUGUCGUUAUUGCUCAACAUUGGGCAACAUUAUAACUUUGGUGCCAUGGGAGAAUAUCUCACUAAGAGGAUCAGGGAACAAAUACUCGAAAAGAUUCUUACUUUUGAGAUUGGUUGGUUUGAUCAAGAUGAGAACUCCACAGGUGUCAUAUGCUCCUUGCUUGCCAAAGAUGCCAAUAUUGUGAGGGCACUUGUGGGUGACCGAAUGGCACUAGUGAUCCAGGCAGUUUCUGCAGUGCUCAUUGCAUGGACGAUGGGUCUUUUUAUUGCUUGGCGCUUGGCCCUUGUCAUGAUAGCAGUGCAGCCACUUAUUAUUUGUUGCUUCUAUGCUCGUAAUGUCUUACUAAGAAGCGUGUCGAACAGAUCAAAGGAGGCACAAUCCAAGAGUAGUAAACUAUCUUUUGAGGUUGUCUCAAAUCUGCAUACUAUCACUGCAUUCUCAUCGCAAGAUCUUAUUCUACGCCUUUUUGACCAAGCACAAUAUAUAACUCGGAAGGAAAACAUUCGGCAAUCAUGGUUUGCAGGACUUGCCCUUGGCACGUCCGUUGGCCUUAUGGCAUGCACAUGGCCCCUCAACUUUUGGUAUGGUGGAAAGCUCAUGGCUGGCCACCACAUUACAGCCAAGGCGCUCUAUCAAACCUUCAUGAUUAUAGUAAGCACUGGGCGUGUCAUUGCAGAUGCAGGCAGCAUGACAACUGACCUUGCUAAGGGUGCUGAAGCGGUCGCUUCGGUGUUUGCCAUUCUUGACCGCAAAACAAAAAUUGAGCCUGACAAUUCUAAGGGAUACAAGCCAGAGAAGCUAAAAGGUGAUGUGCAAAUUGUAGGAGUAGAUUUUGCAUACCCAUCAAGGCCAAAUGUGAUCAUAUUCAGAGAGUUUUCCUUGAGCAUACAGCCAGGGAAGUCAACAGCCAUUGUUGGGCAAAGUGGUUCCGGCAAGUCAACCAUCGUCGGGCUUAUAGAGCGGUUCUAUGACCCACAUCAGGGAGUGGUGAAGAUCGAUGGAAUAGACAUAAAAAUGUACAAUCUCCGAGCCUUGCGACGGCACAUUGGUUUGGUCAGCCAGGAGCCAACAUUGUUUGCAGGUACGAUCAGAGAGAACAUCAUGUAUAGCAUAGAAACAGCAAGUGAGACAGAAAUUGAGAAUGCAGCAAGGUCUGCAAAUGCACAUGAAUUCAUUAGCAGCCUCAAGGAUGGGUAUGACACAUGGUGUGGUGAGCGAGGUUUACAUCUUUCGGGAGGACAAAAGCAGCGCAUUGCAAUUGCUCGUGCCAUCCUAAAGAACCCUGCUAUCUUGCUACUAGAUGAAGCUACAAGUGCCCUGGACAGCCAAUCUGAAAAGGUGGUGCAAGAGGCAUUGGACAGAGUGAUGAUCGGGAGGACAAGUGUAGUGGUGGCACAUCGAAUUAGCACUAUCCAAAAAUGUGACUUGAUUGUUGUGCUUGAGAAAGGAGCUGUUGUGGAGAAAGGCACACACACAUCCCUCAUUGCCAAGGGUCCCUCUGCAAAAUACUUUGGAUUGGUUAGCUUACAACAAGGAGGCAAUCGGCACUGAGGUUUUUGUACAUGAGCAUCUUUGAAAAGUGCACGCGAUUUAAAUGAGUCAUCAUCUAGACUAAUCUGUUUGCCACAAUGUUCAGUAAAUGUUGAA
This is a messenger RNA of Panicum hallii, 3813 nucleotides long. Its product is annotated as putative multidrug resistance protein. The record is from RefSeq and is a predicted model, not a curated record. Gene Ontology annotation, molecular function: ABC-type transporter activity; ATP hydrolysis activity; ATP binding. The transcript has 6 exons. Lineage: Eukaryota; Viridiplantae; Streptophyta; Magnoliopsida; Poales; Poaceae. Gene Ontology annotation, cellular component: membrane. The coding region runs from base 1 to 3717 and encodes 1238 amino acids. Gene Ontology annotation, biological process: transmembrane transport.